AUGUGUAAGGCAUUUUGAUUAUUCACAUAUAGUUGCUGUAUUGGUAAAAACAAUUAACCAUGUAUUUUAACACUGGCUGAAGUCGCUUUGAUUGUAUAGUGACCCUGCUAAAAACUCCAUCUGCAGCACAGUGCCACAAGGCUUGCCUCACAGUAUGCUGUAAUACAACGGGUGACAGGCUGUUGGUGUCCUUAGCUAUUCAGAAAAUGGCCUAUAUGUAAACAAUAAAAUACCACAUGCAGCCAAUCAGGAAGUGCAAGACAAGGUAAUCAGGCCUGUGAUUGGCUAGCUCAGUGUUCUCCCCUCCCUCCACCACAAUGUACUCUUCAAGUGUCCUCCUGCAUUUAGUGGAGACCAGAUGGAAGGGGCAAUAUCCACAUUGCAAAGCUCUGAGCUAGAUGAGCUGUGAUCUGUCUGCUUCUUCUGGCUAAAUAACGCUGUUUUUUCUUCUGCUCUGCAAAAAAGACUUAGAAGAUUGUUUUCCACAGGAGCCUUUCAACACAAUUUAAGGGAGAACAGACCUGGAGCACGAUGCUUGGACAGAGUGUCAAACUGCUACCUGCUCCCAUUCAGAGUCUCUCAGAGCUGGAGAGAGCCAACCUGCAGAAAGUUGCCUUCUUCCAUCUGCAACAGAACAAUAAACUUAACUGUCAAGUCACCAUUCCCAAAGGGGGUCCUAAAAGGAGGAAACCAUUACGAAGGAAGUUUGAUUCCUUUUCUAAAGAAAGAAAAGAUAAAGAAAGCACUCCCAAGGCUUUUGGGAUUCCAUUGUCUCAAGUGAUUUGUAAUGAUCGGCAUCAGAAGCAGAAGCAGGAUGCGGUAAAGGAGAGCCGCAGGGACUGUCUAAACCUGGAAGCCAGUGUCAUGAGGUUCAGAGCUCAGAAGCAGAAUAAACUGUACAAUAGCAACUUCUCUCUGGUGUCCUCCUUUGAUUAUCAGAAUGAACCGCUCUCUCCAACGCCCAUGGAUAACGGGGCAAGGGUCCAAAGGAGGGGAGGUAUGUCUGUGGAUUCGAUCACGGAUUUAGACGACAGUCAGUCCCGGUUACUGGAAGCUCUUCAGCUCUCCCACCCUCAAGAGCUGGAAAGUAAGAGAGAUAAAGGACGAGUUACGAAACUCAGCCUCAACCCUAUUUACAGGCAGGUCCCUCAAAUUAUGGACAGUUGCUGCCAGCACAUUGAAACGUAUGGCUUGCAGACAGUGGGGAUUUUCAGAGUGGGGAGCUCCAAGAAAAGAGUCAGGCAGUUGCGAGAGGAGUUUGACCAAGGCAAUGAUGUGAUUCUCGAUGAUGAUCAGAGUGUCCAUGAUGUGGCAGCUCUGCUAAAGGAAUUCCUGCGUGAGAUGCCAGACCCACUGCUUCCCAGGGAGUUAUACACAGCAUUUCUCAGUGUGUCUGCGAUGGACACAGAGGAGCAACUCUCAUUCCUGCAGCUCCUGCUAUACCUUCUGCCACCGUGUAAUUGCGACACCCUCUACAGGCUACUGCAGUUCCUGAGCAAAGUGGCAAGCUAUGCUCAGAAUUAUACUGGACCAGAUGGGCAGGAGAUUGCUGGUAAUAAGAUGACUGCAGCUAAUUUGGCUACAAUUUUUGGACCAAACCUCCUCCAGGGAGAGAAAGUGCCAGAAAAGGAUUACAGUCUGAAGUCCUUGGGGGUGGAGGACAGCCCAGCCAUCAUUACAGUGGUCCAGAGACUUAUAGAGAACUAUGAAUCGUUAUUUACAGUGUCACCUGAACUACAGCAAGAGGUACUAAUGAGCCUUCUUCAGAGCGAACCAGAUGUCAUAGACUAUCUCUUGAGACGGAAACUAAGGAAGCUCUCAACUGUCUCUGAGAUGACCAACGCAACUUCAUCCACUGAUGGACGUUAUUUCUCCGAAUCCUCCUACGACUCAAGCAGUCUCUCGAGUGGAGAUAUGUCUAGCUUGGACUCAUCUUCUUAUUUCUCCGAGCAACAGCCCAGAGGAAACCUUGAAGGCGGCAGCCUGAGUGCAGAAAUAUUCUUUAGCUUACUAAGACCUUUGGAUCUGUUAAAUCAGCAAAGAAAACAUUCUUCUGAAGACACACAUGGAAGACUAAGACAAAAUACAACCUCUAAAUCUCAUCAUAACCUAACAUCCAUGGGUCUAUUGUCUUACACAAAUGCAGCCGAGGAAAAGGUGCCUUGCAAAUUUGUAGCUGGUCCUGCGAUUCUCCCUCUGGCCAAGCAUGAGGGAUACCCAAGUCCACAACAGAAGGAUCAAACUCAACUCAUGGACAACAAAUCAGAACAUUUCUUUCAAGACGAUGCUCCUGUGCUUGAUCUUCACCAGACACUUUGUUUUAGCCCAUCCUCUUCCACUACAGUUGGUGGUGAAAUGCAAGCCAGUUCCAGUAGUACAAAUGCUAACCCCUCUACACAAAUUAAUCAGCAAAGAGAGGCUGUAGACAGAAUUUGGGUGAAAAGAGACUUGGGUACAGCGACCGAGCAACCAAAGAGCCCUAAUUUGGGUGAUUUUCUUACUGGAGAUUCUGAACGUGAAACUCUUGUAUGAACUCGUUUUCAGGUCAUAGCUGUAGGAUGUGUAAAUAUUCAGAAAACAGUUUGGUCUAUUUUAAAACCACGGACAGGCCGAUUGAAAUGGAACAUUCCCCGUCAUUAUAAUAUCUGGUCAGCAAAGUUUCAGUCAUAGGUGAAAUCGAUAAAUUGCAACAAUAUUUAAGUUAACUUUAGCCUGAAUAAUCAAGGGGCCCAUGGAGUACCAGGAGAACUGAACCCACAUCAUGGUAAUUCCAAAUCCAAUCUGGUACAUUGGUCCUCAAUGUGGCCGACUGUGUGGAUCUCAUUGAAAUUGUCAGUAUUGUUUCUCUGCAUGUUCCAAGAACAUGUACUUUCUUUGCUUGACUGCUUUGACUAACCUAUAGCUCAGAGUGGUCACAUAUAUGUAAUAUUGAGGCUAUUAAUCUACACCUUGCUAGAUAUCACCACAAUAUGUUAAUACUAUGAUUUCCAAUAUAAAGUUAAAGUUCACAUUUUCAGAUGUUGUGCACAUUUUCAGUAUGUGAGUCAAUGGGCACCGCCCUAAAGUUAAAUAUCAUUAAAAUGCUUACGAUUACCACAAAAUAUUAAAUGAUGCUGGAGAUUUGCUUUUUUCAUGUCUGAGUUUCAUACCUGGAUUGACAUUUUUGCAAAACAAUGGGACCUCAAAGCAUUAACAAAGGUACAAUAUUUAAAAAUACACAAACUACAAAAUAGACAAGCCUAUGGUAAAACAUUGACACAUCACGUGUUAAAACGCGUUUUUUUUGUAUUAUUAUUCUCAUUAACUAAACGGUUUUAAAGUUUUUAUUUAUUUAUUAGCAAUGAUAGUAU
Molecule: messenger RNA, 3350 nt
Organism: Polyodon spathula (Mississippi paddlefish)
Lineage: Eukaryota; Metazoa; Chordata; Actinopteri; Acipenseriformes; Polyodontidae
Product: rho GTPase-activating protein 6-like
Exons: 12
Coding region: 532-2532 (666 amino acids)
Biological process (GO): signal transduction
Source: RefSeq, a predicted model, not a curated record